Populus euphratica (Euphrates poplar) is the source of this 499-nucleotide messenger RNA. Its product is annotated as THO complex subunit 5B-like. Gene Ontology annotation, cellular component: THO complex part of transcription export complex. The coding region runs from base 38 to 307 and encodes 89 amino acids. Gene Ontology annotation, biological process: mRNA export from nucleus. NCBI's taxonomy places the organism in Eukaryota, Viridiplantae, Streptophyta, Magnoliopsida, Malpighiales, Salicaceae. The transcript has 2 exons. The record is from RefSeq and is a predicted model, not a curated record. Gene Ontology annotation, molecular function: mRNA binding.
GAAUAACGACUCUGAACGGUACAACGAACUUCGAGCCAUGGAAGCUGAGGUAAAUCUUUAUAUAUUAAAGCUGCUACCUUUGGAUCAAGAAAAUCAUGUCUUAGCUCAUCAAGUGCGCUAUCUUGCAAUGUUGUUUGACUAUUUCAUGGAUGGGGCAUCUCCAAGGGCAAAAUGUACUUCUGUUGUUGAUGUUGGUUUGUGUAAACCUGUUAGUGGUAGUCUUCUUGCUAGAUCAUUUAGAGGGAGGGAUCGCAGGAAGAUGAUAUCCUGGAAGGACAUGGAAUGCACCUCUGGCUACCCAUACUAGCAAUAGAAUCUUGGGGCAUGCAGGUGAACUUGUUACCACAAACUAUUGCUGUUACCACUCAGCUGGGGGUAGGAAUAAGCAUUAGAGGGAGGUGAUAUUUACCUUGACUAGACUACAUUGUUCUUGCAAAGGACCAUUUUGGGUGCGCAUUCUACUGAAAUUGAUGGAUCUGCGAAACGUAACACGUUAAAA